Molecule: messenger RNA, 1716 nt
Organism: Drosophila willistoni
Lineage: Eukaryota; Metazoa; Arthropoda; Insecta; Diptera; Drosophilidae
Gene: rasp
Product: protein-cysteine N-palmitoyltransferase Rasp
Exons: 1
Coding region: 158-1672 (504 amino acids)
Biological process (GO): protein palmitoylation
Cellular component (GO): endoplasmic reticulum
Molecular function (GO): palmitoyltransferase activity
Source: RefSeq, a predicted model, not a curated record
CUAUAAAAUUUUUGGUAUAGAACGCGAAAGUUUUUUAGUUCAAUUUAAUUUUAAUGUAGAGCUGCAAAUAGGGCCUCAGUUUUGGUCUGCCACCCCCGUUGCCUACGCUCAUGGGAAGAGUUUUGUUAUUAUUGUUGUUGUCGAUAACAGCGGCGACAUGCCGGCGACGACGGGUUUUUUAAGUAGAUGCGAAAUACUCAUUUAUUUUGGCGUUUAUAUUGUUUACAUUGUGAUUGGUCUGUAUAAGAUCUACGAGUUGCGGGAUCGCAUCUUGGAUGCAGCCCAGUUUCAGUUCUCCGAAGGAUGGAGCCUAUUCCCGUUUACCCAACGUCGUCGAGAUGAUAGCAACGAUGAGUUGGAGAAUUUUGGCGAUUUUAUUGCCAAAUUCUGGCCAUACUAUGUACUCCAUGUCAUUGUGAGUGGAUUUCUCCAUAGUAGAUGGCCAAAGUUUCUCUGUUAUGGUUAUGCCGGUGUGUGUGCUUUGGCGUUGGGAUUGCAUCUGCACUGGUCCUCUCUGGCAGUGUUUGUGACACUUGUGGCUAGCUACUAUUUGAUUGAACAAAUUUUUAAAGUCCGCAAACGGCAUGUCUGGCUGUUGUCCGUGGCUUGGAUUAUGUGGAUCAAUGUGUUGAAAAAUAGUAACUGGUGGUAUGAAAGCGUUGGCUAUGCUGAAUAUGUCCUGGUGAUAGUAACACUCUCGUGGAGUUUGCUGCGUGGCUGCAGCUAUGCUCUGGAAAGGAUCGCCGCUAAGGAGACCAAAGCUGAUCAAUCCAGUUAUGAGCUGAAACACUAUUUGGGAUAUGCCAUGUAUUUUCCGUGCCUAGCCUAUGGACCCAUUAUCAGUUAUCCACGAUUUGCAGCAAGGCAGGACCAAGACUCGGCAAAAGCACAGGACUGGACGAAACUUGCAGUUGCAGUUUUACGGAGCGGCUUUUGGUGGCUAUUGAUGCAGUGCGCUCUCCAUUACUUCUACAUUUACUACAUGGCCAGGGAUGCGAAAAUGGUGGCAAUGAUGGAUUCAGUAUUCUGGCAGCAUUCUGCUGGCUAUUUUAUGGGUCAGUUCUUCUUUCUUUAUUAUGUGGUUACCUAUGGCUUAGGCAUAGCGUUUGCGGUGCACGAUGGAAUCUCAGCACCAUCGCGUCCUCGAUGCAUAGGCCGGAUUCACUUCUACUCUGACAUGUGGAAAUAUUUCGAUGAGGGGCUCUAUGAAUUCCUCUUUAAGCAUAUCUACUGCGAGCUCUGUGGAAAGCAAUCAUCUCCAGCUGCUAAAAUCUGCGCGACUGCCCUAACCUUUGCCUUUGUCUUCGUAUGGCAUGGCUGUUACACGUAUGUCCUCAUCUGGAGUGUUCUCAACUUUUUCUGCCUAGCAGCUGAGAAAGUCUACAGAGCAUUAAUAUCGAUGCCCCGCUAUAGCGACUGGACUCUUCGACACUUGGGCCCGGUGGGCUCUCAGCGACUGCAUGCUGUCCUAGCCACACAACUCUUCAUUCCCGCCGCCUUCUCCAAUGUUUACUUUAUUGGUGGCCAAGAAAUCGGUGAUUUUCUAAUGCGUGGCGCCUAUCUAAGUGGUGUGGGAAAUUAUUUGGCCCUGUGCUUUUGCAGUUAUUGCUUCUUUCAAUGCUCUGAACUUCUGGUUAUAACCAGGACCAAGACUAACACAAAAUCCAAUUAAUUGUUAGAACAUAAGAGUAAAAAGUAUUUUGUAUAUACGAGUAA